AUGCCUUCCCUCAACAUCACAGAGAUCGAUGAUAAAUCGUGGCAGCACGGUCAGGUAUUCAUCGACAGUGAGCGCCAAGUCCGAAUACACUACAUUGAUUGUCCGCCUGCUGGGGGCACUGAGAAGGGUGUCAUAUUACUCAUUCACGGCUACCCCAAUACUUCUUAUCAAUGGCGACAUGUUAUAACUCCUUUCGCCCAAAAGGGCUACAGAGUCAUUGUACCGGACUAUCGGGGUGCUGGAGACUCUUCACAUCCCAAAUCCGGCUACGACAAAGUCACCGUAGCCCACGAUCUGUAUGCAGUGGUGCAUGAUCACCUGGGUAUCAAAUCUCCUAUCCACGUUGUUGGGCAAGAUAUUGGUGGGAUGGUCGCUCACGCCUACGCCGCUACCCAUCCUGACCAUACCCGGUCAGUCAUGUUCGGUGAAUGUCCCUUACCAGGCAGCAAGCCCUACGAAUCCGGCUUCAAGAAUUCACCCGGCAUGUGGCACUUCACUUUCCAACAACAGCUCGAUCUCCCUGAAUUGCUCACCCAAGGCAAGGAGAGGAUAUACAUCAAACACUUCUACGACCGCCUGUGUUAUAACCCAUUCGGUAUCACGCCACGAGAUGUGGACCACUAUGCUGCCAGCUUCGCCCAACCUGGAGGCAUGAGGGCGGGGUUUGAACUCUACCGUGCCUUCCCACAGGACUCCAAAGAUAACGUUGCUAUGCUGGAAAAGGAUGGACAGUUAAGCAUGCCUGCCGCUGCUUUGUGUGGAGAGAUGAGCCUACUGCUGGAAGUGGCCGAGGAACAGGCCCGGCAAUUCUAUAAGCAUGUAGAGCUGGUAAAGAUCGAUCAGAGUGGCCACUGGACAGCCGAGGAGAGCCCUAAAGACUUUGUUAAAAAGGUAGUUGGCUUCGUCGAGAAGUAUAUCUAA
Messenger RNA from Exophiala bonariae, 921 nucleotides. RefSeq lists its product as uncharacterized. Gene Ontology annotation, molecular function: hydrolase activity. NCBI's taxonomy places the organism in Eukaryota, Fungi, Ascomycota, Eurotiomycetes, Chaetothyriales, Herpotrichiellaceae. The record is from RefSeq and is a predicted model, not a curated record. Bases 1 to 921 code for a protein of 306 amino acids. The transcript has a single exon.